Messenger RNA from Folsomia candida, 1850 nucleotides. RefSeq lists its product as uncharacterized. The transcript is spliced from 4 exons. Lineage: Eukaryota; Metazoa; Arthropoda; Collembola; Entomobryomorpha; Isotomidae. The coding region runs from base 1109 to 1609 and encodes 166 amino acids. The record is from RefSeq and is a predicted model, not a curated record.
UCUUAAUAGAAGAAUAUGACAUGAACAUGACAUGACUCGGGCUAUAUGGAGUCUGCACUGUAGGUUUUUAAUUAUCAAAGCUAUAUCACGGAGCAAAUGUAAAUUUCAGUGAUAUGUUCUAUGGAUAUAUUUCCAAAAUUAUCUCAAAUUUCUGUGGAGGCAUUUCAUUUCAAAAAUGACGUAAUCAUGGAGACAUUUUAGCCCGACCCAGGACUUAUGUUCCCGUGUUGUCCAUCCGUCCGUCUUGCGUCUUGACCUUCGUGAAACUUAUUCUAUCAACUUGAAAUUUUGGAAAAUUAAAAAUGACAAAGUAUAGUACAAAAUUUAAAGUUGAUAGGAUAGAUUUACGAGAGUUAUUGAUAACCAGACAGGCAGAGACACACCGGACAAAGCAGGUACAUGCAUACAUACACAACCCCUGACUCGGGCUAAAAAUCGGAUUUUUUUCAAGAUGCGUAAAUCCAUGGAAAAAAUAUUUUUUCAAUGAGAGGAAAUAUCCUUCACUACGCACUAAAGUCAAUGACCAGAGGAAAGGAUAUUUCCUUCUUUCCGUAUCUAUGCCGAAUUUUGAGACAACGGAUUUAUCCGUUGCUCCGUCGCAACGCCUAAAAAAUUAGGAUGGAAAUAUCCUCUAUUCCUUCACAACGCCAAGUUUAUGACGACGGAUAUUUCCAUUGUUCCGCAGCAACGUUCGAAAUUCGGCGACGGAUAUAUCCAUCGUUACGAAGGAAAGGGUUAAGUUGCACACUUAAAAAUAUGUGCAUAGCGAGUUUAAAUGCCUGAAUCGCGUGUACGUAUGCCGCAUGGCAUGUGUAUGAGAUUAGUUGUUAAAAUUAAAUGAUGAAUAUUUGAUGAAGUCACAGGAGCAGCAAAGCAACAGCCCAUCAAUCUGCCCAAGUAUAUACCAGAGAUUAAAUAUUGUUUAUCAAUUAAAUGGUCAGGUGACGAUUGGCUCUAUCAUCGGAGACAUUUUCAAACUUUGAUAUAAUUUGGCUUUGUAGAAAUAGAUUUUAUUUUGGAAACAAAAUGUGAGAAAAAUAUCAAAAAAGAAAAUAAUCCAAUCUUAUUUUUCUGUGAAAAAUUGGUAUAGUAAAAGUUGAGUUGUAUCAUGAUGGUUCGACUCAACCCAUAUUGCGAUAGUGACUUUCGAAGCAGUUUACAGUUUCUGGCCGGAGUUUUUGUAAUGCUGUGCAGUAUCUCCAUUUUGGUCAAUUUACUUGUUAUAGCAGAGAUGUCACAUUUUUACACUUACUGGUCUCAUGAAUCAGUAAGAUUAUCUCCUGCCACCGCCGAUCUUAUACUAAUUUUGGAUAUAAUUAUAACUGGCAUCCAAAUAUUUUAUGGGCUUCAGUUAUUUAAUGCUGUAGCUGAGAAUGCAUACUCAAAAAUCCAACGGUGGAGAAUACCCUCCAUUGUUCUGAUGGGAACAAGAUUGGCGAUCAUAAUUUUUUAUAUGUAUUCAAUGCCCGUCUCACCGUAUUACACGUAUUUUACAAUUAUCCUAGUUUGCUAUGCAAUAUUUUUAUUUUGGCCAGUAAAUCAGUUUCUGAGGGACUUUGUUACAAUUCCUACUACAGAAGGCAGUAGGUUGCUAAUGUGUGUAAACUAACCAACAUCUUUACUUAACAACUGCAUAUGUUACGCAGAUUUGAACAUAACUUGUGUAUGUAAAUACAUAUUAUCUAAGAUGCGAUUCUCCCUGAAAGUACAAAUGUUUUAAUACUUUUUAUCGGUAACAAUGCUGAAGUAAUACAUUAUGUGAUUAGAUUCUCAAAACAAAUAAAAUCAACACAUCAAAUAUUAAUUUAAUUUACUUUGAAUGAUAAUCAAAUAAAUCAUCAAGAAAAGUA